This is a messenger RNA of Musa acuminata subsp. malaccensis (wild Malaysian banana), 780 nucleotides long. RefSeq lists its product as uncharacterized. The record is from RefSeq and is a predicted model, not a curated record. Lineage: Eukaryota; Viridiplantae; Streptophyta; Magnoliopsida; Zingiberales; Musaceae.
CACAGCCCACCGUUCGUGUGUCUCGACGAAGACGGAGGAGAAGAGAAGCGAAUGGUUACGGUUUCCCUCUCGACAAAACCAACCUCGCCCUCUCUCCUCCAUUCCCUUUCCUCUUCCUCUCAUCCCCUCUCAAUCGGAUCCCUGAUUCCCCCGACCGAACCUAGUCCAUCGAUCUUUUUACUCCGAUCGGAUCGGGUCAUCCAUGGAGGCCAAGGAGAUACGCCUGGAGCCCAUCGUCGACGAGAGUUUCGCCCCCCGCCGUCGCCGCUACUUCGACUGCCUUUGGACCCCUUGGUCCGCCCCCGGCUCCUCCUCCGCUGAGUCGUGGAAGCAAAUCCACGAUGUCGGCGGCCGGCACGAAGGCCGGUGGUGGAGCCGGGUGUUUGGCGCGGCGCUGACGAGGGUGCGUGAGUGGUCGGAGCUGGUGGCCAGGCCGCGGUGGAAUGCCUUCAUCCGCCACUUCAGGCGCCACCGGCACGGCGGCGGAUGGAGGGUAGCGUCGGCGAGGUUCCAGUACGACCCCUUAAGCUACGCUCUCAACUUCGACGAGGGCCACGGGGAGUGCCCCGAGGAGGAGUACAUGGGCUACCGCGACUUCUCCACCCGGUUCGCCUCCCCGCCGGCAUCGGCCUAGUCGCCCAUCGAUCUCCUACACUCCGCCCCUCGCCGGCCUACGGAGGAGUUUCCGGGGACAGGUUGGUGUGCGCACGUUAGUGACGGUCUCUAUUUGCCUUUUCUCAACUGAAAGUAUAUAAAUAUAAAUAAAUAUAUAUAUAUAUA